AUGUUUCGAGAAGCAUCAAGAACCAAAACUCUUGUACAUGCCGAAUACAAAGUAAAAAGCUUAUUUCCAAGUACAAAAGUGGUCGUGGUCACUUACAAGAAGUGCUGCGCUUAUAAGAGGUAUGAAGGGAGACAUGGAUCUCAAGGUCGACGUGCAGGUGCUACUUUAGCAAUCGCCCUAGCUGCCUACCAGUCUCUCUACCCUGUAAUGCUGAUCAUACCAUGUGCAAUUCACAUAGCCAGACAAGAGCAGAAAGAUGUAACUAUUUCCUUUGGCGAUGGCAUGUUUUGGAAGUCCUGUUUAAGAACUGGUCUGUCUUUCCUAUUCUGGGCCAGCUUUUUACUCUGCCUCUCCUACCAUCUCCUAGGUACCUGGGAUUUCCUAUUUUCUACAUAUGGCUUCAUUUUAUCAGUCGGAAACCUGCAGCCAAAUCUGGGCCUUUUCUGGUACUUUUUAAUUGAAAUGUUCGAGCACUUUCGCAUUUUCUUUGUAUGGGUUUUUCAAAUCAAUGCUUUUAUCUAUACAGUGCCUCUGUCGAUAAAAUUUAGAAACCAUCCCGUCUUUGUGAUGUUGGUACAGCUUAUAUUGAUUUCCGUGUUCAAGUCGUACCCCGCCAUUGGUGAUAUGGUUAUAUACCUCGCUCUAUUGCCUCUAUGGUCGCAUUCAUUCCAUUAUAUUUCUUGCAACUGAUGUCUCCUAUGCAGUAUUACGACGGGAAUUCAGUUUGUUUAACGGUAUCACGCUCGAUGAAAGCGGCAAUGAACGAGCUGUUAAGUUACAGUAGACAAAAGUAUGCCUAAUCUUUACCCAUGAAAAGACCCUGGAGCUAUUAAAACUGUCAGCAAAAAAUAUUUAAAUUUACGUAGUCAUUCAUGCGUAGAACAAUGGUAAGAGACUGUAGAUGGUGUUGGGCUCGACUAGCAGAACACAUUAGAAGGCCGUUCGUUGACUCCAGAUAAAGUGCACUGUUGUAUGCGGUCCCUUGUUUGCUUAUUAUGUGAUAUGCUAUAUUUGAGUGUAUCAUAGAGGUGGCAUAACCUGCUUAUUAGAUUAGUUUAAAAGGGGGUUUUACAGUCAUUAGCAACACCCUAGUUAUUCAGGGAGGUAUAAACUAUCUCUGUGUUUUGCAUUACUUGUUUUAUACCUUUUUUUAGCAGCCAACUUAAAUUUUUGAUAGGUAGUCAGAAGCUCAAAGUAAAAAAAAUUUCAUUUUGUUUUUCUCAUGUAGCAAAAUGAUUGUGCCAAAAGCACCUUGGUUGGUGAAAAAAGUUAAAUUUUAGUAAUGAAACUAAAAUGCUAGUUUGGGAGAUAAAAAUGUAAUAGAGGGCGCCCUAGGCCCGUGUUGAAGAUCCUGUUGUGGUUGUAAAGAAUGAAAGUUGCAUUGUAAACAUAUCUGUAAUAAUUGAUUAAUGCUUUAUAAUUAUAUGGCAUUAAGGAAGAUAUAUCUCUUUUUGGGAACUUUUAUAGCAGCAACAAGUACUGUAUAUAUAAAUGAAUUAUGCAUUUAUUUUUGGAUAUUUUCGGUGUUUCAAUGGAAGUAUGAGUGCUAUGUACAGUACUGGCUAAAAAAAAUAUUGAAAAUCAUCUUUGUCGGGUUCUGCAAAAUAAGAAAUAGGACUUGUCCUUGCGUGUUUUAAAUGAUUUGAUGAGGCUCUUUUGGUAUAUCAAUGGCAAGCCUAGGUACCUAUAAAUAUUCUUUGCUUAUUGAUGUGAUAUUUUAAAGUUCUUUUCUUGAUGAAAACCUUAUGUAUCUAAACAUUACAGGAAGUGUUCUAAAAAUAGAUGCAUGCUUGAUUUUUUUUAUUUGGCCUAAAUUCUGUGUGCUAAAAAAUAACUUAGAUUUCUGACUAAAGGAAGUUGUGAAAAUUAAGAUGAUACAGUAUAAAUUUAUAUGUGUACAGCGAAAUCAGAGCAAAUUAUAAAGAAACAUUUGACAGGAUAAUUCGCUUAUUAAUCAACGCUUCAAAUUAAGUUUGAACUUACGUGACCUUUUUCAAAUUAUUGUUGACCUUUUUCCAAUUUACAUCGACCUUAUAAGAAUAUGACAGGAAGUUGAAAAUUUAAAGUGAUAUACCUCCUGGAACGGGCAUUAUUAUGUUUGAUUUAUUGCAAAUUUUCCUUAAAAAUUAGUGAUUAUUUGUUGAUUCUGUUUUCAUUACUGUUUUAUCAAAAUUUUGGAUUGUUUUCCACAAAAUUUCAAAUUGAAUUAACUCGAAAAUUGAAAGAAUAGUUCAUGAUUCAAUAAUCCUCAAUGUUUAUAUUAUAUUAAUUUUUUUCGUUUUUUAUUCAGAACACUAUUAUGAUGAUACUGUACUUGUUUUAUUCAUUUCAUAGUUAUUAUUGGUGUAUAUAUAUAUAUAUAUUAUAUAUAUAUAUAGAAAAUAAUGAAACAACUUCAUUAGUAGACUUUAGGAACACUGAUUUAUUAUAAACUCGGAUAUUUCU
This is a messenger RNA of Anneissia japonica, 2445 nucleotides long. Its product is annotated as phosphatidylinositol glycan anchor biosynthesis class U protein-like. The record is from RefSeq and is a predicted model, not a curated record. Gene Ontology annotation, cellular component: membrane; GPI-anchor transamidase complex. NCBI's taxonomy places the organism in Eukaryota, Metazoa, Echinodermata, Crinoidea, Comatulida, Comatulidae. Gene Ontology annotation, biological process: attachment of GPI anchor to protein; protein localization to cell surface.